AUGAAACUUGAAAUGGAGCUGCCGCCAAAGGUCGAAGUCGAUUUGGAGUCGAACACCAUGCGGUACGAAUACGAUCCUUGGCUAUUAGACGACCAUCCGCUCCGCUCGCAUCCUACCGAGUGUAUUCCCGGUCUGGGCGCUGUUAUCACUGAGGGACUGGGCUCUUUCCAAAAACAGUGGAAGCAAUUUUUAUUGCGCACUGUCGGUCUACUUGUCGCGUGCUUUGUGGCGUUCCAAUGUCUUCAAUCGAUCCCAACGAUAGUGGGUCAUGCCCUGUCUCGUCCAGCAACAUCCCGUUUAAGCCCUCGCGAGUGGCAAGUGAAAUGCACGUUCCCUCAUUCAGAUCCUCGCCCUAGUGCCCUCUCGCAGUCCGUUGCUGCCGGAUGCGAUGGGUUCCGCAGCGAUAUCUGGCUGCAUGAGCACGACCUGCAGAUGAGCCCUGCAGCUUCAUCACCCAAAGAGGAAAAUGACCUUCAAUUCCGACUCGAGUCGAUCCUUACUCGCCUGCGACCCCGUGGUGGAUCCGAAACCCUUCAAACACCGUUCAGCAAUGAACCGACUGAGCAAGACAUUGAUUUACAAGUGACCAAAUCAUUCUAUCUUGUGCUCGACGCUCAAUCUCCUCUUCAUGAAAUUUAUUCUGUUCUACUUGCUCAAAUAGAGCCUCUCCGCCAACGGGGAUAUCUGACGGCCUGGGAUGGCACACAGUUGAUUCCCGGUCGAGUGACCGUGGUUGUCACUGGGGGAGACCAUAUACGAAUCCUGGUGUACAAAUGA
Messenger RNA from Penicillium malachiteum, 777 nucleotides. RefSeq lists its product as uncharacterized. Lineage: Eukaryota; Fungi; Ascomycota; Eurotiomycetes; Eurotiales; Aspergillaceae. The record is from RefSeq and is a predicted model, not a curated record. The coding region runs from base 1 to 777 and encodes 258 amino acids. The transcript has 2 exons.